AUGAGUGAGUUUUUCUUUUUUCUUGCGGCAAAUAAUCAUAGCAAUUUUGCAGAGUCGUUAUCGAUAUUAACAAUCAUUUGGCUAAACAUUUGCCAUUGUGCUGGUUCAACACCUCUUGUGAAUCCUUCUGGACUUCAAGAGCCCCAUCAUGACUUUAACUAUAGAGGAAUCGGACUUAACUUGGCCCGUCGUACCACUAAAGAUGAACUCUCCACCUUCAUCGGCCAAUUCCGUUCCAUGGCUCGUCUUCUGACAGGAAUCUCUCUUCAACAAGGACUUGCCGCCGGUUCGAUUCCUCCGGAUGAGCUCAUCUCCGAGUUCCUCAACAUUGGAACACUUACCACUACACAAGUCGCUAGAAUUGAUCCUGUUAAGUUGACGGAAAUGGUUCAAAAAGUCAAUACGUUGUCGGAGCCUGUCUCGAAUGACAAUCUUAAAACUAUCGAAAACCACUAUUUGGCGAUGAGUUCGAUUGCGGACAAAGUUAAGGGAUUUAAAGGAGCAUAUGUGGUUCCUGAUGGCGAUCCGUACACAAACUUACUUGACAAGUUUGUGAGCCAAUACGUCACAUUGGAUAUCGAAUCUCUUGCGGAAAAUCUUAAAGAUUUCAUAUCUUCAAUUGAGAUGCUUAAAACAGACAUCACAAAAACAACGACUAAAACAAUGUUCUACAAAAUACAAUCGGCAAUAACAACAAUCAGUGAUAUUAAGGUUGCAAUGUUUGAUCAAUUUUCUGGAGAUUCCGCUCUCAAUGUAAUCAAAACAUCGUUGCCCUUCCUAUCCUCGGUUUAUUCGGCGUAUUCGGAACAUGAGAAAAUUGGCAAGAAAACCAUCUCCGACAGCAACUUGGCAGAGUUCUCCAAAAGUAUGAGCAGCUCCAGUAAUGCAUCGGAAGAGCUGAACAAGCAUGCAACCGAUCUGAAAUAUUUGAACCAAAUGUUUGUGUAUCAUCAUCAGAAGCAUGGUAACAAGGUGCCCAAGUACAUUCCGGGAUUGAUCGAUGGCCACACUGAUAUUACUGUGAUCUUCGCUGAAAACUCAUGGUUGAAUGAUGCAGUUGAUGGUCAAUUGAAGAAUAUUGUUGGCUCAUUGACUCUUCUUGUUGAAUUGGAGAGCUAUGUUCGUCCUGUGAGAUCUUGGGAUCUUUGGGAGUAGCGACAGACCAAGCCGCCAAGGAAAUAAUGAGAAUUGGAUCACUUGCAACAAAACUGUCACAGCUUUCUGCCAUCAUUAGUCCUCUAGCCGGAAAGGUUCAAGAUAUAAAGAUUGGUUCACUACCUGCUGAGUCGGACAAAAAUUUGACAUUGUUCAAAGCACUGAUUACGGAUAUGGAGACACUGACUUCGAAGUUUGUUGCGCUGAAUGAGAUGGUGAAAACUAUCAACGACUUGAAGAAAAAGGACAAUUCGGAUGCUCUCCAAAGAAUGUCUACAAUUGUUGAUGGCGUGAACAAUACAAAUUAUGAUGGAAAGUUACAAGAGUACAAGGCCUCCAAAGAUUUUCCCGUGAUCAACAAUCUUCUACUCAAUGUGAACAGCUCCAUAUCAUUUCUCAAUAGUCAACCAACCAUGAAGAAAACCGCUGAAUCAAUUGCAGAUGCAUUGAAGAAUCCGGAUGUACUAGCUAUUGCCAAUCAGAUCUUUGAAGUGAUCAACUCGUUGAAUACAAUUCCAGAGAUCAAGCCAGUGAUUUCAGCAAUCAAAGCAUUCCCUGAAGCUACAUCGGUUCCACUUGUAAUUACCUCAGUUGCCAAAAUCUUACCGGACAUCAAAAAGGAUAUGAAAAACUUGCAAACAUUUGUCAGUAAGAAGAACAGUAAUAAAACCAAGGAGAGUAGUGUGGACAUCUUGAAAGAACUGAAGAACGCCACAGUGCAAUUGUCGGUGAUUGGUUCUGUGGCACGUGGAAUUUUCAGAAUGGAACAAGCGUUGGGCCUGACGAAUGAUGUGAGCAAUAUGAAAUCUUUUGAAGCAGUUGUGAAGGAUGAGAUGUCAAAGGUUAAGCUUGACGGAACGGAUAAAAAAAAUAUGAAAGUGUUGAUUGGGCUGGGAGAUGAGUUGGAAAAGCUGUUGAGUGACUUGAAUUUGUUUGUAAAAAGUGUGAAGCCAUCCAACUCGACAAACCUGGCGGAUUUUGCUGGAAUUUUUGAAGCCGCUGCAAAAGUGAAAGGUGUUCCACAUAAUUUUAUGGCAAUCAAGGCUUCAGUGUUAAAGCUGAUGGAAGCUGCAAACUCCAACUCCCUUGCCGGUUUGCUGCCGAUUCUAAAUAACUUGGAGAGUAUUGGAUUGAACUUUUCCUCAAGUUCAUUCUCCAAAUCGAAACAAUCACUUAAAGUGCUAGACACCUCGUUUGCCAGUCUCAACAAUACAAUUAACAAUAGUCGGCUUGCAUCAAAAACCAAUGCACAAGAAGAGCCUGGGGCUUUGGCAAAACAUACCAUCUACAUCGUUGCCAUCGGAAUUCCACUUCUCAUCAUCAUUGCUGUGUGUGUCGGUGUGUGGACUUGGUGGCGCAGAAGGAGUCAGAGAAGGAGAGCAGCCGAGGCUUUUGCUCAUAGGAAUGACCCGACUCCAGAGUCCAGAAGAAGCCAGUCGAAAAAUCAACUGAGACCGGGUCUGCUGUUCUUGCUCCUCCGGAAAAGUGAACUUUUUUUUUUGUAUUUCUGUGUAUAA
This is a messenger RNA of Caenorhabditis elegans, 2672 nucleotides long. The record is from the annotation of a RefSeq genome assembly. Lineage: Eukaryota; Metazoa; Nematoda; Chromadorea; Rhabditida; Rhabditidae.